UGCCAAAGCAGGCUUGCACGCGGUCGCAAUGCAGCCUGGAAGCGCUACCAAAGCGAGCUUGCUCUCGGAUUUGUUAGGCCCGCUGUCAGAGUCCCAGUUGUCGGACUCUGCGGCCAGCGUCUUGGGCAAGGAGCCGGAACUGGCCAAGGUGCCUCCCAAGAAGUCUGAGCCGGAGCCUUUGGUGCCAAAGGCGCCGCCGCCCAGGUCAGAGGAGGCCUCCAGGAAGGCCAAGCUGUUCGUGUCCACGACCACGGCCUGGGGAGGGGGCUCUGGGAGCCGUCGGUGGAGCUCCACGGCGGGCUUCAAGGACAGCCUCACGGGGCAGCAGAUCUCGCGGUCCCAGGCCAUCUCGGAGCUGGCCAAAGUGCAGCGCGAGUCUGCUACGCGAAUCAUGGACUCGCUGACGAGAACGGUGGAAGCCGUAGAAUGCGCCGAUAGCUUUUCGCGAAUGGUUCUCCUGGAGAAGUUCGAUAGACAUAUGGACGCCUCCCGUGAAAUGCUGAUGCAGCACUCCAAAGGACUGCUGGGCAGCGACCUCGCAGAGCUGAGGAUGAAGAAAACCGAGCGGAAGGUCUUGCUGGACAAAGUGUCGAAGCAGAAUCGGGCUUACACCAUGGAACUCUCGCAGCUUCGAGACCAACUACGCAGCAUCGACAGCGCCAGUAGAUCCCGGGUUGACAGGUCCCUCCCAGGUUUCCUAGAGACAAGUCUGCAGGACUUUGGCCGGGAGAGCCAAUCAUGCAUCCUGUCCUGCGUAGAGCAGAAGCUUCGGGCCGUUUUCGCCCAGCCGCUGGAGCCAUUGCCGGUGAAGGAGGCCACUCCUAUCAAGCAGCCCUCCAGGCUGGAAAACUCCUUUCUCAAGGAGCGCGUCAACACUCUCCAGCAGCAGGUCAAGCUGUUGGAGGAGCAGAUCGCGAACUGCCAGCGGCAGCACGCGGUGCUCUUGGCCAAGAAGGAGAAUAUGGAGGAGCAAUUGAAUCAAGCGCGAAAUGGCGACAGCAGUUCCGUGAAGACUCUGAGCAGCAGUCGUGCCUCAACUCCCAGCUGGCAUGGAACUCCCAGAUGACGCACGAUGACUGCCCAGCGGACCCAGCUGCGGCAAAGAGCCGUGCAGCGGAUUGCAUAGGUGGCCGGGACGUCACAUGCCAGCUUCGGGUUAUCAUAUCGGUACCGUGCGCAAGCUGCCAAGAAUCAAGCGACUGCGGACGUCCAAGGCCAUGUCGCAGCCGACAGCCAUACUAGCUUGUACCCACUUUCGGUCUUGCUCUAGGAGAGUCGUUUGAUCCUCUGAGCGCCGAAUGUGCUUUUCACUCGAGACUCCAGACAGCCGCAAUUUCGAAGUUGUAACAUGAUCUUGCGUUGCAGUGGUCAUAGUUAUUGCUUUUCCUCUUUUCC
Messenger RNA from Effrenium voratum, 1395 nucleotides. The record is from the annotation of a GenBank genome assembly. NCBI's taxonomy places the organism in Eukaryota, Dinophyceae, Suessiales, Symbiodiniaceae.